GCACAGAGUUCGAGCGGUGUACACCCAGCUGCAGCCCUGGCGAGAAACGAACUGAAUUCCAUCUAGAGACCCUAACCCCCAUCUCGGUACUGGAACAACUUGUCUUGAGGUAGAAGAAACACAGCGGAGUGGGGUCGGAGGAAGGAAGAGUGCAGGUGGCGGGAGUAAAUGCAAGCACUGGAAAAUGGCGAACCCACCGCCGUUGGUGAAUCUACAUGGCUUCCGGCAUACGAUGCGUGAUUCUGGACACAGGAUGGCACUACAUAAUGGGGCAAUUUGGCUACAGCCGGAUCGAGGAGAGGGAGUCGAACCGCGUCGCCCAGAAGUGAAGGCGACUUUCGAAUAUGGGACAGACGCUGGGAAGACAGCGCGGAGGGGACAGAUCGGCAGCAAGAGCGGCGGAAUCGGCAGCGUCUCGGACCCUCAAAAAGAGCGGCAGCAGCAUAUCCGCGACCGAGGGUCGGCUGGAAGAGAGACGCCUAGCAAGAAAACUGGCCAAGGAAGUUGAGCUGACGGGCCGGCGGGCUGGCCUAACAGCGGAGAAGGAGAAGAGGGACGCCGUGAAGAAGGCGCGGCGGGAGGCCGCCCACAAGAAGGCGAAGGAGGAGGAGGAGCAGCAGAGGUUGCAGAACGACCACGACAGAAGAAGGGAGCGGGCGUGGGAAAGGAACAGAGGAAAGUCGAGGAUCGAGGUGGAGAGACCGAGGCACUCGACACCCGGGCGGUCGAAGAAGCCGCAAAGAGCCACGAAGAAGGCCUAGGUGGCUGUCAAUGUUGUCCAGAAUGGCAUUUCGUUGUCAGGCUAAACCUUGUGAUGGGGCGACUUCACACUUCUUUGUGCUCAUGCAGUUUGGUUGCGGCACAUCGAUGGGCCUGGUUUCCUCGGCUCCUCAGUCUGGAGCUAUGGCGUACCCACGUCCACUCUCAGGUUUCAGGACUUUUGCCUGGAUCUAGUGAUUUUCUUGCCCGCGAGCAAACGGUAGAGGCUCGAGGCAAGCCCAACUAUGUGUGGCACUCCUGACACGCCAAUACAGUGCCAUUCUCCAGCCUAGCGUUGUUUGUGCCUCGAGGUAUUUUUGAUAAAUAUAUAUACAUACGACCGACGUAUGGAAGUAUUUUUAUUCAAACGGUGUGUGUGUGGGUCCCGUUUGGCCACUGAGUAUUCGUACAUGCGUCAGUUUUGAAGGUAGAGGGUCUGUAACUGCUGAAGGCGGCUGAGGUGGGGAUGGCUCAGCAGUCUGCAGCACGUGUAACCCGCACCCUGGCAGGCUACCGUUAGUUGCGCGCGGAACCGUUCCAAGAUCUCAUUAGAAACAUGUAGUUUGUUACCGCGGGGGGGAUUGGUAACCUUUUCCGCACAAAAUGUUACUCGGUGGGAGGAACUAGGCGAUAGGUACGUUCGACGCGAAGGUCGGCUGUCCGACGAAGACUGGAAUGGAACAGUGUGUUCCCCUCCAAACCUGCAUUGGGGAAAGGGAAGCGGCGAAGAGAAGGCCAUCAAUUUUCAUUUGCGACGACGGACGAAACAAAAUCUCGAUGAUAUCGUUGGUUUGAGAGUGUAGUCCGGUAUUGUUGUGGGCCAUUGUGUCACGGAUGUGAAGGUAGGCAUCCCCAGGAGUUUUGUACAGGCGGAGAAAGGUCUGGCCGAUGCCGAUCGAUGUGGUUGUUGACCAUGUCUUAUGUGUUUCGGAGUCAGAUCUGGUUGCUUGGACUUGUAUGCCGCUACUUCGGGUCACGCGUGGAGGAAAUUUUGUAGCGUGAAGAAAAAGCACACAGUAGUUUGCCAUUUUUUUCAGAAUGACCUCAAGCUUGCAUGAAUGAACCGGUUGUCGCCUGCAUCCAAAGCCCUGCCACGAAACCCACUCUAGGGUCGUGCAUCGUGCAAAUGGGCGAAAACUAAUUGUCACUGCUUGUAGUCGUGGAAAUAGGCGAGGUUCUCGGGC
Molecule: messenger RNA, 1943 nt
Organism: Ectocarpus sp. CCAP 1310/34
Lineage: Eukaryota; Phaeophyceae; Ectocarpales; Ectocarpaceae
Source: the annotation of a GenBank genome assembly